Messenger RNA from Eurytemora carolleeae, 2868 nucleotides. RefSeq names its product transmembrane protease serine 9. The record is from RefSeq and is a predicted model, not a curated record. Gene Ontology annotation, biological process: proteolysis. The coding region runs from base 1 to 2853 and encodes 950 amino acids. The transcript is spliced from 23 exons. NCBI's taxonomy places the organism in Eukaryota, Metazoa, Arthropoda, Copepoda, Calanoida, Temoridae. Gene Ontology annotation, molecular function: serine-type endopeptidase activity.
AUGAAAAACAAAAAGAAGAAGAAUGCAAAAAAGUCAAGAAGAGUUAAAAGUCAAAAUAGCAACAAAAUAGUGAGUCAAACAUGUACUGCAGAUGAAGCAUGUUUGACCAAUGUAUCAAAAUACAUGAAUAUUGUUGGCAACAAGAUUAAGAAUUUCAAUCAGCAGAAGGCAAGAAUUGAAAGGUUUGUCAAACUUUCGCAAAGUAAGGGCGAUAAGAAAGGUGAUUUUCUUCCACUUCUUGUCAAGCUUAAAGAGUCAGGAGGUGGAAAUGCCAGUGCACUCGUUUGUUCUGGAAACAGUACCUCGCCAGCAACUUUAAGAUUACAAGCUAUUGUUGCCAGCUUAACCAGCUGCCAAGACAAUAUCAAGCAAGCUUGUGAGACAGCUCUACCUACUGUAAAUGCUACUCUUCUGGAUAUAUGUGCUACAGAUGCAAAAGCUUUCUCAGACGCUGUGGAUAUUUGUGCACAAAAAACUGCUGACAUCUGCACAUGCUGGAAAGACCCAAAUCUGGAGACUCUCAACACUAAGUUUAGUCCAUGUAACAUUGCACAACUAAAUGCAGAUGUUACAAAAACACAAAAAAGUUGUGUUGCUGCCUUUUCUGAAUGUAGAGGACUUCAAGAUGAGGCAUCUCAAGUAAUUUUCAACUGUACAAAAUCCCCCGCAGACGUUAAGAAGAAAAUAGAUGCAGCUACAGCUACCUUGGAGGCUCUUGAAAAAUUGAAGACAGCUGCCACGGCAAUUGCUAAUCAAGCAAGAAAAACCAGAGAUAUCCAAAGCAUUGGUAACAGAGCUGUUACUUGCACCGUUUACAUCGAAACAUUUGAAACAGUUGUUAACAAUGCUGGUGACAAUCCAACAUCAAGUUCUGCCAGUUCUGCAGUAAACGCUCUUGCUGUUGAAACAGUAACUGUUAGUUGCACAGCAACAGAAAAAACAAGCCUAAGAGCUUUGUUGACUAUUCUGGAUCAAAUCAUUCUUCUAGUGAAACAGCUAAUAGCGACACUUCAAGCUGAUUAUGCAGCUUUUUCUGAAAACCCCACUACCUCUACACCAGUGACAACAACAACAACAGUCACUACAACAAAGACCACCACAAAAACAUCAUCAACAACAACAACAACAGUCACUACAACAAAGACCACCACAAAAACAUCAUCAACAACAACAACAACAACAGCCACCACAUCAAGAGCCACCACAACAACAACUGCUGCACAAGUCAAAUGUGGUGUAAAGAAGGCUGGCACAAAAAUUGUGGGAGGCAUAGAAACACAGGUGAAUGAGUACCCUUGGAUGGUUAUGAUGGCUAAUCCUCAGGGAAGUUACUACGGAUGUGGAGGUACCCUAGUUUCAGAAGAGUGGGUUGUAACUGCUUCUCAUUGUAUUUUUACAGAUGGACCUAACCAGGACCAAGCAAUCACACCAAGCCAAAUAUCUGUUGUUCUUGGAGAGCAUGAUCGAAUCUCAACUACAGAAACACAGAUCAGGAAGCAGUUUUUUGUUGAGAAGAUUAUUACACAUCCAGGAUAUGUUCGGGCUACAUUUAAAGAUGACAUUGCUCUUCUUAAGCUCAGUACAAAGGCUGAUCUGAAUAUUUAUACUCCAGCAUGUUUACCACCUACUGGGACAUCGUUUGUUGGGAAAACUGGAACAGUUUAUGGUUGGGGUACAACAUCGUUUGGUGGACAGAUUUCUAACAAGCUAUUGGAAGUUAACCAAGAUGUUGUCAGCAUUGCUACUUGUAAAACUGUUUUUGAUAAUUCGAUUCUUGAUGGUAUGCUGUGUGCAGGAGGAGUACUAGGAAAGGAUUCUUGUCAAGGAGACAGUGGAGGUCCAUUCACAGUUCCUGAUGCAACCAACAUUCAUUCAUUGGCAGGAGUUGUCAGUUGGGGUGAUGGUUGUGCAAAGGCUGGUAGUUAUGGAAUAUAUGCUGAUGUGGCUUACUACAAUGCCUGGCUUCAAGAACAGUUUGCUGCUAACGUGACAACAAUAACAGCAGUCACUACAACAAAGACCACAACAAAAACAUCAUCAACAACAACAACAACAGCCACCACAACAACUGCUGCACAAGUCAAAUGUGGUGUAAAGAAGGCUGGCACAAAAAUUGUGGGAGGCGUAGAAACACAGGUGAAUGAGUACCCUUGGAUGGUUAUGAUGGCUAAUCCUCAGGGAAGUUACUACGGAUGCGGAGCUACCCUAGUUUCAGCAGAGUGGGUUGUAACUGCUUCUCAUUGUAUUUUUACAGAUGGACCAAACCAGGACCAAGCAAUCACACCAAGCCAAAUAUCUGUUGUUCUUGGAGAGCAUGAUCGAAUCUCAACUACAGAAACACAGAUCAGGAAGCAGUUUUCUGUUGAGAAGAUUAUUACACAUCCAGGAUAUGUUCCGGGUAAACAAAAAGAUGACAUUGCUCUUCUCAAGCUCAGUACAAAGGCUGAUCUGAAGAUUUAUACUCCAGCAUGUUUACCACCUACUGGGACAUCUUUUGUUGGGAAGACUGGAACAGUUUAUGGUUGGGGUACAACAUCGUCUGGUGGACAGGUCUCUAACAAGCUAUUGGAAGUUAACCAAGAUGUUGUCAGCAUUGCUACUUGUAAAACUGUUUUUGAUAAUUCGAUUCUUGAUGGUAUGCUGUGUGCAGGAGGAGUAGCAGGAAAGGAUUCUUGUCAAGGAGACAGUGGAGGUCCAUUCACAGUUCCUGAUGCAACCAACAUUCAUUCAUUGGCAGGAGUUGUCAGUUGGGGUGAUGGUUGUGCACAGGCUGGUAAGUAUGCAGUAUAUGCUGAUGUGGCGUACUACCGUGAAUGGUUUGCUGAAAACGGUGGAAUGACACUCACCCUCUAAUCAUAUUUGCCUCGU